CUAGUAGAGCGGGCUCUGCUCCGAGCUGUCCGGGGCCGCCGCAGCCAAUCGGGAGUGAGCAGCGCCGGGUGCCCUUGUACCAGCCGCCCCGGAGAGCCGCACCACGGUCCCCCAAGCAAUCUCCCCAUCCCCUUCCCAGCAGCGUUAAGGGCUCGUUUCCCCGUUGCCCUCGGGGGCUCCGUGAGCCGGCAUGCUGGCUCUCCUGGCUGGGCUGCUGUUCUCCCUAGUCUCCGGGGCCAGCUGGCGGGGAGUGAGGGGCCAGGAGAGCCCCUCGGGGAGCCGAUUCGUGUGCACCUCCCUGCCGCUGGACGCUGCCCCCUCGGGCUGCCCGCUACCCCCGGUCCCUAUGCAGGGGGGCGCGCUCCCUUCCGAGGAGGAGCUGAAAGCCACCGUGCUGCAGCUGCGGGAGACCAUCCUGCAGCAGAAGGAGACCAUCGGCAACCAGCGGGAGACCAUCCGGGAGCUGACCAGCAAGCUGAGCCGCUGCGAAACCUCCCCCGGCCCCGACGGCAAGCCCGGGCCUGGAGGGUGGAGAAAAGAGUUGCCCAAAGGCAAAGACACCAUGGGGGACCUGCCCCGGGACCCCACUCAGGUCAUCGACCAGCUGAGCCGGACCAUGCAGACGCUGAAGGACCGGCUGGAGAACCUGGAGCACCAACUUCGAGCCAAUGUCUCAUAUGCAGCCCUGCCUAAUGAGCUUCGAGAGAUGCUUCAAAGGAGGCUUGGAGAUCUAGAGCGCCAGCUUUUAAGCAAAGUGGCUGAACUUGAGGAUGAGAAAUCCCUGCUUCAUAAUGAAACUUCAGCCCAUCGGCAGAAGACAGAAACAGCCCUGAGUGCAUUGCUGGAAAGAGUUUCUGAAUUAGAAAAAGGAAGCAGUGCAUUUAAAUCACCAGAUGAAUUCAAGGUCGGUCUCCCUCUUCGCACAAAUUAUUUAUUUGGGAAGAUCAAGAAGACCUUACCAGAGUUGUAUGCAUUCACUGUGUGCUUGUGGCUGAGGUCGAGUGCUUCUCCUGGAAUUGGAACACCAUUCUCCUACGCUGUCCCUGGGCAGGCUAACGAAAUUGUUCUGAUUGAGUGGGGCAAUAAUCCAAUCGAAUUGCUAAUUAACGACAAGGUUGCCCAGCUUCCUCUGUUUAUUAGUGAUGGGAAGUGGCAUCAUAUCUGCGUCACGUGGACCACUAGAGAUGGAAUGUGGGAGGCUUUUCAGGAUGGAGAGAAACUUGGCACUGGGGAAAACUUAGCCCCUUGGCACCCAAUUAAACCCGGAGGGAUUCUGAUUUUGGGUCAGGAGCAGGACACGGUUGGAGGAAGAUUUGAUGCAACUCAAGCCUUUGUUGGGGAGAUGAGCCAGUUCAAUAUAUGGGACAGGGUCUUAAAAGCAGAAGAUAUCAUGAAUAUUGCUAACUGCUCUACCAACAUGCCUGGAAACAUCAUACCCUGGGUUGAUAACAAUGUUGAUGUAUUUGGAGGUGCAACUAAAUGGCCCGUGGAGACAUGUGAAGAGCGUUUGCUAGAUUUAUAGCUACAAUCAUUUUUUCUAUUUAAGUGCCCCCAUUUUAUUAGGACAACUUCUUGUAAGGUCUGUCACACUUAUUUCCUCACCAAAUGAAUUGAGUACAAAUAAAGUUGGUAGUUCUUGGCAUGAAUCCUGAAGAUGAAAGAGGCACCUGUUGGCUCAAAUAGUAGUUGUCUUAAGGCAGAUCCAAAGACACCUAUUGAGUUCAAUAGGCUUUGGAUCUGGUUCUUGCUUGGUACACUAAUAUCUUCUGCAAAUGUUUCCUGUAUCAAGUGGCAGAAUUUCUCCUGCCUGAUACUAUAUGAUAAAAAGCUUUGUGCUUUGUAAGAGGCAAAACAUACACCUUGAUAUUGCAUCUUCCCCCACCUCUAUUCAAUACUUUCUUUUACAACCUUUUUAAAGAAAUGAGGUAAUCCUUAUACUACAUUUACCAUAUCUUAAUUCAACACACCUGAGACCUGCAGAUAGUAGCAGAAUAGCCACUACCCACAUUAUAGAAGGUAACUGCUUUACAAUUUAGAAUUCUUAUCUUGUGGUGUCAUGACCUAAACACUCUGCUUCCUCCCCAGACCUGAAGAAGAGCUCUGUGUAGCUCACAGGUUUGUACCUUCUACCAACAGAAGUUGGUCCAAUAAAAGAUGACCCCCACCCUCCCCAUCUUGUUGUCUCUCUUAGGUCAUAAAAGACUAUAUGAUGCAAAUGCUAUUCCACUCCAAAUUCAGAGACAGAGCUAGAUACUCAGCUGAUGUAAAUCAGCAUAGCUCCAUUGAUUUCAUGGAGCCACAUCAAUUUAUACCAGCUGAGGUUCUGGCUACCAGUCAGUGUUCCCUCUGCCCCUUUCCACUCCCAUGAGUAAGGUGAUGGUUGAAUGACUAUACUCGUAUUCCAUGUAGGUUGAUGAGUGUGCUGCAUUUUUCUCUCUGAAUUCUAUCACUCUAAUCUGUUUUUUCUUUUCUAAAUACAUAUAAAAUGUUUCUAAGUGAAUUUCAGUUUUGUUUUGCUCUGAAAGGUCUUUUUAUAAGCAAGUGCCAAAGUUCAGUUCCCAUUUGCUAAGAAUCACAUAUAUUUUUCCAACAUAAGUCUCUAUUGCAGACACUUCCUGUGUUAUGGUUCUAUGUGCUAUGACUAAUGUGCUGGCUUUCAAUUCUUGUUAAUCGUCUUGACUUCUGUAAGCAUUGAGCUGACUUUAUAAAGUAUAUUUUAUUAUGCUUUUUAUUCUUUCUCAAUACUCUGGAGACAGUUGUAUUUUCUUGAUAUUGGUGACUCUUUGGUUUUUGGCUUGCAGAUAGCAUAUGUACUGUACCAGAAAGAGUUAAUACUCUCUUAUUGAUUUAAAGAAAAGUGAUUUUUAAAAGAGGACAUUUAUAAAAUUAAAUAUCAUAUAUUUUAUUUUUCAUGUUUUGAAUUGUAAGAAUCUCUAUAGUGACAGUUCCAUUUGUUGGAUAAAGUUACAUAAUCCCACUAAUAUGUAGUAUGUUCUUAAAGGAAAAAUUCUUAUAAUUUU
Messenger RNA from Gopherus evgoodei (Goodes thornscrub tortoise), 3020 nucleotides. It is a transcript of the gene NPTX2, whose product is annotated as neuronal pentraxin 2. The transcript has 5 exons. The record is from RefSeq and is a predicted model, not a curated record. The coding region runs from base 191 to 1522 and encodes 443 amino acids. Lineage: Eukaryota; Metazoa; Chordata; Testudines; Testudinidae.